Messenger RNA from Macroventuria anomochaeta, 1501 nucleotides. RefSeq names its product P-loop containing nucleoside triphosphate hydrolase protein. The transcript has a single exon. Gene Ontology annotation, molecular function: ATP-dependent FeS chaperone activity; ATP binding; 4 iron, 4 sulfur cluster binding. Bases 80 to 1084 code for a protein of 334 amino acids. The record is from RefSeq and is a predicted model, not a curated record. Lineage: Eukaryota; Fungi; Ascomycota; Dothideomycetes; Pleosporales; Didymellaceae. Gene Ontology annotation, cellular component: cytosol. Gene Ontology annotation, biological process: iron-sulfur cluster assembly.
CAAUGCGCAACUCUUCUCACUCCGCCCUCACACAUCUUCCCCACAUAUCCAAUCGCACGCCCGACUGACGCAACCCACUAUGCCUCUCGAGAAUGUCCGCAACAUCCUCCUUGUGCUUUCGGGCAAAGGUGGGGUCGGCAAAUCGAGCAUCACAACCCAACUCGCCCUCACCCUCUCGCUGCAGGGCCACUCUGUCGGCGUGCUGGACAUCGACCUCACAGGCCCUUCAAUACCGCGCUUCUUCGGCAUCGAGGAGAAGAAAGUGCGACAAGCGCCUGGCGGAUGGAUACCCGUCGACGUGCACACCGCGCAAACACUCUCCCCGAAAGCAGACACCGCAAAUGGAGACGCAGCAACACAAGGGCAGAAAGUUGGCGCGAUAUCAUGUAUGUCGCUCGGCUUCAUCCUAGCGAACAGGAGCGAUGCAGUGAUUUGGCGCGGACCCAAGAAAACAGCAAUGGUCAGGCAAUUCCUAACCGACGUGCUCUGGCCCGAACUUGAUUUCCUCCUCAUCGACACCCCGCCCGGCACCAGCGACGAACACAUCUCCCUCCUCGAGACCCUGCUCAAACAAGUCGCCUCGCCCACCGCGCCGCCCAACCAGCUUGCCGGCGCCGUCGUUGUUACCACACCCCAAGCCAUAUCAAUAUCCGACGUCAAGAAGGAGUUGAACUUCUGCAAGAAGACGGGGAUACGGGUGCUAGGUGUGGUGGAGAACAUGGCGGGUUUCGUUUGUCCGAACUGCAGCGAGUGCACGAAUGUGUUUAGUAAGGGUGGAGGAGAGAUUAUGGCGAGGGAUUUCGAGGUGCCGUUUUUGGGUUCAGUGCCGAUUGAUCCGGCGUUUGUUAUGUUGAUUGAGGAGGGUGCGAGGCCGGUGUAUCCGAAGGGGACGCUUAUUGAGGGGACGGAUGUUAGCAGUACGGGAGUGACGAGGGGGGGGAAAGAGGGGUUGUUUGUGGAUAAGUAUCGGGAUUGCUCGUUGGCGCCGUUGUUUGAUGGGUUUGUCAAGAGGUUGUUGGGGGAUAUCCGGGGGCACGGCGUAAGCAAUGAGAUGAAGAGACGGAUGGCUUCAAGCACAGGGUGAAGCUACUACACAACACCUAGAACGUGAAAUAAAGGCCACGAGCAGACUCUAUGCAACCCCCCAUAUGUACCAUAGCCGAAUCCAAGGCGGCUGAAGGCCCAUGGCUGAAGACUGAGAAUUGGGGGGGGGGGGUUCCAAGCAGGUGAGAGGGCCCUAGCGUGGCAAGCGCGUCUAGUCCGGGUCUUCCUCGAGCACUCUGUCUCCCACCUUCCGUCACAACUCGAACAUCAAAACAUUGCCUGGCACCCCGCAGUACAUCCUCACUUCAGCUGCGAACAGGUGUUCACAUCGAGUACCUGGACUCGAACUGUCGGCACCUCAGCUCAGCCGCACCGAGCCUUGUAUCUGAUAGCAAUACCACAUGCUGCGCAUAAAUGAUCGACACUCACACCGCCCUCUCCCAUACUCUACGCUGCC